Cordyceps militaris CM01 is the source of this 1245-nucleotide messenger RNA. Its product is annotated as Protein kinase domain containing protein. Bases 1 to 1245 code for a protein of 414 amino acids. Gene Ontology annotation, biological process: peptidyl-serine phosphorylation; autophagy. Gene Ontology annotation, cellular component: cytoplasm. The record is from RefSeq and is a predicted model, not a curated record. Gene Ontology annotation, molecular function: ATP binding; protein serine/threonine kinase activity. The transcript is spliced from 2 exons. Lineage: Eukaryota; Fungi; Ascomycota; Sordariomycetes; Hypocreales; Cordycipitaceae.
AUGCAGCUCUCGAGCGCGGCUGCAUCGUCCGCGAGAACCUCUACAAGCAACAGACGAAGCAUCUACGGGUCCGAAGUUAUCGUUGGGUCAGGGGCGUCCGCGAUAGUUUACCGGGCAUCCCAUAGGCAAACCGGUGAUGUUGUCGCCAUCAAACGCUACAAAGAGAAGCGCGCAACAACUACCUGGAAAGAGGGUAGCAUACUUUGCACGCUGAGCCACAAACAUAUCGUCACCUUUCACCACUUUCAUGUUCGUGAUGGAGAAGGAGCAGAGCUCAUUAUGGAGUAUGCUGUUCUCGGUAGCCUACUCGACCAAAUGAGAGCUAUGAGACUUACGGUGAAGGAAGCCCGCACGACUAUCGAACAUACCCUCCUAGCGCUGCAGUAUCUACACGACAAGGGAAUCACCCAUCGGGAUAUCAAGCCCGGUAAUAUACUCAUCAUGGACCGUAAUCCAAUCCACGCCAAGGUCGCCGAUUUUGGGAUAUCUAGCAAGGCUGAUUACCACGACACGCUUUGCGGCACGGCCCGGUAUAGUGCACCCGAAAUAUGUCAGCCACCAUACACAGCAAAGGUCGACAUUUGGUAUGUGGGAGUCAUAAUGAUGGAACUCUUGGGGAGUCUUCCCGCAAAGAGCAAGGUGUCCUGGGCUGAGAAGUUGGUGGCGCACAAGACAAAGCAGCCAUCGAAUAUGGUGACAGAAUUGCUGGACGCAUGCUUGCAACUUGAGCCAAAAGACAGAGCGACCGCUAAGAAAUGCCUUCAACUUCCCUUUUUCGAUUCCCAAACUGAUGAAGCACAAAAUCAGACUCUUCUCGCGAAUAGCCUUGAUGCUGAGGGCUGUGCAACGGUUGUGAGAAUCGACAGCAGCAUCCCAGACACUGCCCCAUGCGAUGUGCCGGAAAACAAACCUCCGCUCCUGCUAGAGGAGCAGGGAGAAGAGCCUCCACCAGCAGUCUCCAAUCUAGGUUGGAACGUAGAGGACUUGGAACCAUUUCUGCUGCACGGGGAAGGGGAGCAAAUCGCGUCUCCUCCACAGUUGCAAGGCUGGACAAGUGAAGACUGGGACCGUCUCCUGUCACAGGCAGAAACUCGGCCAGAACUAUACCUGAAUCUUCCCCUAUUUGAAGAGAUUCCCACCUGGAACCCAAUUGACGUGGAAAAUUGGAUCCCCGGCGGUGCACGCGACGUUCAAUCGGACACAGCUGCAACGGACCCCGUGACUGCGUCGGACAGCGACAAGUGA